AUGGACGACUGUGCCAGGCAGUGUUUACUGCAGAAUUGUUCUUCAAUCGAGUGGACCUCGUCCUCUGACAGUUGUCUCAUGAACUCACUUAAUCUUUAUGAUGAGCCCAGCGCCAUGAGACAAGACCCCAACGUCGUUCUACUUAAUUUAAACAAGGACUACUGCGUCGAUGAUAUGAUGUUAACGGUAGAAAAAGAACAAAUUGAUGGACUCAAUACAUCUGGCGGAGUGACCAUGGGUCUAUUGGACACGGACCACGCCUUUCUCCUGGCCAUGACUUCCGUCCCCGAAAUGCAGAUAAAUCUUCGAGCUCGUAGUGCAAUUCGUGCUUUGGUUACUCAGGGGGAGCGGGGCACGACAAACUGGUUGACCAGCUACACGCUUGAGCAUAGCGAAGAUGGAAUUGUUUGGGAAAAAGUGACCGAUAACAAUGGGACAGAGAUUGAGUUUGAAGGCAAUACUGAUGCGGAGACCAAGGUUAUAAACAGACUACCUACCAUUGUGUUGACAAGACAUCUCCGCAUCAUAGCUGUGAACUGGACCGGAGCACCUGCCUUCAGACUUGGCAUACAAAGCUGUGAAGCCAUCACAAUGCGAUACCAACUGAACUACACGUUUCCGGCACUGGGAGUUUAUAACGUGCAAAUGAACUGUUCCAAUGUACUAACUGAAAACCAGUCAGUUUCUGCGGACGUCUUUGUGCCGGUCGAAAGCAAGAUAACGAGUUUUGAGUGGUUAGAAGUAGGGCCUGUGACAUUCGGAGAGAACGCCACCAUCCGAGUCCGGGCUGACAGUGGCAACAAUGUCGUUAUUAAGGGUACGCUAAACGAAACUGUCCUGACGGCUGGUUUCUAUAACGACACGUCGCAAGAGGGUACAUUGCUCCUUAAAGCAGACGAUUACAAGACCAUUGGUCAUUAUCAACUGCUGGUGGUGAUGGAUAAUUUCGUAAGCGACCCGGUUGAAAAUCUGACUGAGUUAUGGGUGGAUUAUCGUAUAGAAAACCUUACCGUGCAGACGACAGAAUACUCGGUUGCUACAGGUUCUGAAGUGAAUGUCACUGUCUCAGUUGGUCAGGGAUCGAGGUUACAGAUACAAACUGGUGUGGCGUUACAGAGUUACAUGGAAUAUUUUGAAAUGCUCACAGCAAAUGAUACCAUUACGUAUAUUUUUAAUCUCAGUGACGUUGGCAUAAUAACUAUACCCGUGCAUGUCUCAAACCCAGUUUCAGAAGCUCUCAGAAACGUGUCAUUUAAGGUGCAAAGGCCGGUGUCAAAUAUGGAAUUCUCGGCUCUUCAAAAUAUCCAUCCAAUAUAUCCAAACGCUGACGCCACAAUUACGUUUUCUGUUGCCUGUAACGUUGAUGACGUGCUUUUACCAACUAACGCCAGCGCAGAAUUCGACUUCGGUGACAAUAAAACGGCCACAGAGACUCUUACCUCCUUUGUCGACAAUACCUUCCUCGUCUCCGUAAUGAAUAGUACUAACGCCUGGCUUUACAGUCACAACUACAGCACCAAGGGGACAUACAUAACCACGCUCAAUGUGUCCAACGACAUCAACAACAUGUUUUUGUUGACAGAAGUGGUCAUAGAAGAAUAUAUAAUCGGGCUGAGCAUAGGUGUGAAUUCGCGCCAUGCCAGAGUGAACGAGCUGGUGUCUCUGAACGGCACAAUAGACUGGGGCUCAGACCAUGUGUACAACUGGAACCUAGAAAAUGGUAUUCCAGAAGGAAUGUAUACCACCAAUUCUACUGCCUCAAGUUCAAUUUUUCACAGGUUUAGAAUGCCCGGGGUGUAUAAUAUUUCAUUGACUGCUUCCAAUCAAGUCAACCAGAUGACCGUGUUUGACUCAAUCAUCGUGCAGCAUCCGAUUCAGAAUCUAUCAAUAUCAGGACGCAAGUUUUCCCUCCGCCCAAUUCCAGAAGGGAAGGUCAAUGCAACGUUCGCGCUUCAAGUCGAAGCACCGCUCCCUACAGAUGCCAUUUUUGAAGUGGAAUUUGGAGAUGACACCCCACCCAUCACAAUGCGAUACCAACUGAACUACACGUUUCCGGCACUGGGAGUUUAUAACGUGCAAAUGAACUGUUCCAAUGUUCUAACUGAAAACCAGUCAGUUUCUGCGGACGCCUAUGUGCCGGUUGAAAGCAAGAUAACGAGUUUUGAGUGGUUAGAAGUAGGGCCUGUGACAUUCGGAGAGAACGCCACCAUCCGAGUCCGGGCUGACAGUGGCAACAAUGUCGUUAUUAAGGGUACGCUAAACGAAACUGUCCUGACGGCUGGUUUCUAUAACGACACGUCGCAAGAGGGUACAUUGCUCCUUAAAGCAGACGAUUACAAGACCAUUGGUCAUUAUCAACUGCUGAUGGUGAUGGAUAAUUUCGUAAGCGACCCGGUUGAAAAUCUGACUGAGUUAUGGGUGGAUUAUCGUAUAGAAAACCUUACCGUGCAGACGACAGAAUACUCGGUUGCUACAGGUUCUGAAGUGAAUGUCACUGUCUCAGUUGGUCAGGGAUCGAGGUUACAGAUACAAACUGGUGUGGCGUUACAGAGUUACAUGGAAUAUUUUGAAAUGCUCACAGCAAAUGAUACCAUUACGUAUAUUUUUAAUCUCAGUGACGUUGGCAUAAUAACUAUACCCGUGCAUGUCUCAAACCCAGUUUCAGAAGUUCUCAGAAACGUGUCAUUUAAGGUGCAACGGCCGGUGUCAAAUAUGGAAUUCUCGGCUCUUCAAAAUAUCCAUCCAAUAUAUCCAAACGCUGACGCCACAGUUACGUUUUCUGUUGCCUGUAACGUUGAUGACAUGCUUUUACCAACUAACGCCAGCGCAGAAUUCGACUUCGGUGACAAUAAAACGGCCACAGAGACUCUUACCUCCUUUGUCGACAAUACCUUCCUCGUCUCCGUAAUGAAUAGUACUAAUGCCUGGCUUUACAGUCACAACUACAGCAGCAAGGGGACAUACAUAACCACGUUCAAUGUGUCCAACGACAUCAACAACAUGUUUUUGUUGACAGAAGUGGUCAUAGAAGAAUAUAUAAUCGGGCUGAGCAUAGGUGUGAAUUCGCGCCAUGCCAGAGUGAACAAGCUGGUGUCUCUGAACGGCACAAUAGACUGGGGCUCAGACCAUGUGUACAACUGGAACCUAGAAAAUGGUAUUCCAGAAGGAAUGUAUACCACCAAUUCUACUGCCUCAAGUUCAAUUUUUCACAGGUUUAGAAUGCCCGGGGUGUAUAAUAUUUCAUUGACUGCUUCCAAUCAAGUCAACCAGAUGACCGUGUUUGACUCAAUCAUCGUGCAGCAUCCGAUUCAGAAUCUAUCAAUAUCAGGACGCAAGUUUUCCCUCCGCCCAAUUCCAGAAGGGAAGGUCAAUGCAACGUUCGCGCUUCAAGUCGAAGCGCCGCUCCCUACAGAUGCCAUUUUUGUGGUGGAAUUUGGAGAUGGCACCCCAUCUCAACCUGCGACUGGGCUGCUGUGCAACUUUUCCUCGGCAGAUAAGUGUCUUGAAGUUUCUCACAUCUUUACCCAGCCUGGUGAUUUCACAGUUACCGUGUUCGCAUGGAAUCUCGUCAGUAACGUCACCGCCCACUUUAACCACAGCGUAUUUGACAAAAUCAGUGGACUGCACAAGGUCCUGUUCUACGGAAACGAUUCCUCUGGCGGGCAUGGUGACAGUCACAUUUACUUUCCAUCCCAUGAACCGAUCACCUUUGUAUCCAACCAGACCUCAGGAACCGACUUGACAUAUUUUUGGGACUUUGACGAUGGGUCUGUGCAUAGUACCACUGUUAAUGAGGUGAUUCAUGUUUACUCUGAACCAAAGGAGUACGCUGUCACACUAAAUGCGUCAAACCCCAUGGAUUCUGAAGUCAUUACCAAGCACAUUGUCAUUCAGAGAGCAGUUAAUAUGGUAGAACUAAAUGAAACAGGACCCCACGCAACCAACGAAAGCUAUAAGUUUUUCAUUUGGACAGACACGAUGCCAACUAACGCCUCCUAUUGUGUCUUCUUUGAUGUCCCUCGACUGCAGUGGCAAAAGAGAUGUUUUGGAAACGUAGAUCAUUGUUCACGGGCGUGUGGUGAUUACCCGUACUCUGGAGACGUCAGUAAUGGGUUUACCAAUAGCUUCCGCUCCGUUGGAAAAUUCACUGUAAAUGCUACUGUUUCUAAUAUGGUGUCUACGAAGUCUACAUCUACCAUGUUUAUCGUCACUAAAGGACCCUGCGCCAUUCCCAAAGUUGAUAUAAAGGAGCCUAACCAAUGUCUUGAUCUUUGUGACGGCCAAAAGCGGAAGGUCUUCUACCGUUCAAACCCAGUCAUCAUUUCGUCCUCCGUCCGAUUGAACUGCACCAGCUCACCCACAGCAAACUACAUUUGGGGCGUGAAUUGGUAUAACACAAGUAUUGAGCAAUGGCAAGAUAUGUCUCGUUUGUUCAGCAACCUCAGCAUUGCAUUCAACAGCACUUACUUAAACAGGUUGGAGAUACCCAAAAACGUACUUUUGUAUGGCAUCUAUAAUUUCACUCUAAACGUCUCAAUGGUUAAUGAAAUCAAUCUUUGGCAAAUGGACAGCGUUUUGGUGGCUUUAAAUGCAACGCCGAUGAGUGUGAUAGGCGGCGGUUCGUAUACCCGUCUAGAGUACGGCGCGAACUAUACAAUGAACCCUCUCCAAUAUCUCCGAGAUCCUGACAAUCCGAUAUCUGCCGAGGACAAUUCUCUGGUCUCCAUCGACUGGUUCUGUGAGGUACCUUGCAGAGAUUCACCUGGCAAAUGCGGAUGUUUUCAAGAAGGGAAGCAGGGUGACAAUCCAGGCAAGCUUCCAACACCAUGGGUUCCAAAGGAGGGUCGUGAUGGAGAUGUUAUUAACUACAACGUCGUGAACUUCACUAUGACAAUAGUGAGCGUGUUACUGUACCAAGAGAAUGGAACCCACAGUUUCUGGGCCGUGGUAAAAAAGGUUGACCCUUUGACCGGUUUCACGAGAAACAGUCCAAAUAUCACAAUGGACGUGUUUCUGACGCAGGGUGAUCCACCAGAGACAACAAUAGAAUGUGCUACUAACUGCAUGGAAAAAGUGAACCCAUUCAGCAAGUUUUCGCUUCGGUCAGUCAUUGCUGGCUUCGUGAAAGGAGUGUUGUACAACUACGAAUGGAACAUGCACGAUAAGCUUUCGAACCAGUCCCUGGUUGAAAAUCUUCAUAAUUCGUGGGACAGAGGGGAGUGGCGGAGUAAAACGGCUACUGGGCUGGAUUCCGCAAACCUGGCUAUAAACAAAGACACUUUCGAGGGACGUUACCAGGAGUACUUUAUAAUAUCUUUGAAAGCGUACCGUCGUAGCAGCGGACCAGCCAAUUUUGGAAUGGCAACGUAUGUAAUAUUAAUCAACGAACCGCCUGUCGCAGGGAACUGCACCGUGUCUCCAAACAAUGGGACCUCCUUGCAGACCAAGUUCUCAAUUAAGUGUCAAGGAUUUAGCGACAAGGACGCACCUUUGAGCUAUGAGUUUGGACAACGUCUUAGCAGCGGUGUGGUAUGGUUCGAUCAAAAUGUAUUACCAAGUACCAAUAAAGGUGUAUGGUUGUCUCCAGGCAGACAAGAGGACGACUUUAAAACAAGCAUUGUGGUCCGUGUCAAAGAUCACAUACAAACCCACAUAGACGUAGACUUCCAGGUCAAGGUUGAGCUACCAGAUAUGGAACCAACAGAAUUUGAUAACUUUCUUUCGGGGGAAGAAGGAAUCAUUGCACAGAGCAAAAAGGCCAAAGACAUUCAGGCCAUGAUUCAAAUCAGUUUUGCGGCAACUUCCAUAUUGGACAAGAAUGAAGAUGAAUCUGGCGGUGGUGACAGUAGUGGGAGUCCUUCCCAGUCCCGAAAGCUUAAGGAAGACAUAAUCGAGGGACUGACCAGUAUUGACCCUGCACCUAACGUUCAAAGCGCCAGGCAGUUUUCUCAGGCACUUGGAAAGGUGACAAACAAAAGAGAAGAUUGUUCUGACAAAAUUCAGGAAGAUUCUAAUCAAGCUUUGUCCAAAGUUGUUGAUAUUGUCAGCGACCAAGCUGGUGACAAGGAUGUUGAUGGGGACUCGCUCGACUUAUGCGCAUAUGAAAUGUUCUCAACCAUUGGUAAUCUUUUUGAUGCAACCAGUGGCAUAGAGGGUACAAAUGAACACGCCACGACCCCAGCUAACAGUGGUCAAUCUGAUGACAGCAGUUCAAAUAACAGGGCCAAAUAUUUCUCAGAGCAGCUCGAGCAAAAUUUGGAUAAAUUAUCCGAUGCUAUACUUAAGAAAAAGGUAUCUGGUGAAACAGCGUCCAAUUUUACUACUCCUAAACUCUCCGUUACCCUUUACAAAAGUUUCACCACAGGAUUAGACAAUGCUACUUUCCGAACUGGGGGCUGCGGCUCAUUUAAAAUCGGAUCCAUGGAAGGAAUAUUUAAGAACGGAAACAGUACACCGUACUUCGUUCAAGGAAAGGCUCUGUUCCAAGAGCACAAUACCAGAAAUUGGGCAGAGGGGUCGGACGGAAUCAAAAGCAAUGUUUUAGCACUAGAUUUUAAGGACGAAGAUGGGAUCCGCGUCGUUGUGAGUGACAGACCGGAAGAAAUCGAGGUUUGGAUCAAGCAAAAGGGGGACAAUGCUUCUGUUAAUGAAGUUCACGGUAACACCAGCAGGUUGGACGACCCAAUGGGAGUGCACAUAAUUCCAAUUCCGCAGUAUGCUGCCGUGUUCCUAAAGAUAAGAAGAGCUGAAAAUGGCAACAUAUCAGGAAAUUCGACCAAUGCUACUAGUGAGGAUCCUAUGGAGCCACUUAAAUUUAUUCUGUACGUCAAGAAAGGUAGUAAACCAACCGAAGAAUCACAUGAUUGGAAUUGCACGGUGGUGACGUCACUGAUGCUUGAUGAUAUUACAGACGAAUGUGGCCAAAAGGAUAAGUUGAGUUUGGACACUUGCUUCUUUGAUCACCAUACACUGAAUAUAUCGUCAACUGAAAGUUUAUAUGUAUCCCUACGAUCCUAUGGCAGCAAUGAAACAGGAAACGGUACAUCUGCAGAUAUUGCAUCAGAGGAAGUCCUCGAUCUGUUGAACUCCAGCGAUCUGUUCAACACCAGUGUGUCAGCCCACUAUACAAUGGAAGUUUUCACAACUACGUGUGUGUACUUUGACCCCGAAGCGGACAAGUGGUCCGCGUCCGGAUGUAGGGUAGGCCAGCUGUCGUCCAUUCAAGCGACGCAGUGUUUCUGCAACCAUCUGACAUCAUUUGCCGCUACCUUUUUCGUUCCAAUGAACACCUUUGAUCCUGCAAAAUCUGUCUUCUCAAAUAUCAAUUAUUUGAAUGACAAUCCCCUCGUAUUCACGUUCUGUAUUUCGGCUGUGGCUGUGUAUAUUGUUCUUGUGAUAUGGGCAAGGAAGGCGGACAAGAUGGAUGUUCUGAAGACUGGUGUGUUACCUCUCCCAGAUAACGAGCCUCAUCACACAUAUGGCUACGAGGUGACGGUAUGGACAGGACACAGGAGAGGAGCAGGAACGACGGCCCAUGUCUCAUUUAUCCUGACAGGAGAUCAAAAUGAGACCGAUCCACGAACAUUCCACUGCGUCCACCGCAAGAUUCUAAAACGUGAAAGCAUAGAUUCUUUCCUAAUGACAACCAGUAAGCCCCUGGGUAAACUGUCCCAUCUCAGAAUUUGGCAUGAUAACCAUGGCAACAGCCCCUCGUGGUACUUCAGCAGAAUGCUGGUCGAGGAUCUGCAAUCUAAUGAGAAGUACUACUUCAUAUGUAAUCGCUGGCUGGCAGUGGAGGAGGACGACGGAAUGGUAGACAGAAUCAUUCCAGUGGCAGGAAGAGUAGAACUGGUCAGUUUUGACCACCUAUUUUGGACGAAGACGCGGAGAAAUCUGUACGAUGGUCAUAUCUGGAUCUCAGUUGUCAACCGCCCUCCACGCAGCCGGUUCACCCGUGUCCAGCGCCUCACUUGCUGCGUGUCUCUACUUUUCUGCACCAUGGCGACCAAUAUCAUGUUUUAUGGACAAGAAGAUAAAGUUGAAAAGCCAGAAGUGAUCCGACUAGGCCCGGUGACCGUAACUCUACAAUCUAUCUACAUAGGAGUCGUCAGUAGUUUGAUUGUCUUUCCAAUAAACCUGAUAAUUGUCUCGUUUUUCCGCUACUCUGGUCCUAGAACGCCCAAGAAAAGGCCUUCUGUUUCGGAGAGUAACCUCGAUCUUCAAGAAAACCAGCACGAUAACCAGGACGCCGAAAACAUUCAAGAGCUCCAACAGCAGGCGAAUUGCCUCGGCAACGAUGACGGUGAAAAGGGGGAAAGGCCAUUAACAACAACUCCAGUUGGGUCCAGUCAAAUCAACGUCGUAGCCCCACUUUCUCCAAAGUACCCUCCACGCUCGCCACUCGUUCAGGGCAGUGAAAAGAAAGAGAAGAAAAAAUUUCAUUUUCCGUGGUGGGUGAUAUUCAUCGCCUAUGGUUUAUCCUUUGCGUCCGUGGGUGGGUCAUUGUACUACUGCACAGAGAUAGCGUUUACAUUUGGACCGGAGAAGUCGAAAGAUUGGCUCGUGUCCCUUAUCGUGGGAUUAGUGGAAUCUGUUUUGAUGCUACAACCUGUUAAGGUGAUUAUCCUAGCCAUGGUUUACGCUAUCAUUAUAAAGAAGCCGGAUAAGGAUGAAGAUGAAGAUAACCCAGAAUUAAAAGAUGACGAAGAGUAUAUUAAAGUACCACCACUGUCAACGGAUACUACUUCUAAGAGGAGGGCUCCACUGCCACCAGACGAAGGGGCCCUCUUAGAGGCUAGGUUACUGAGAUUCAAGGAAAUGAAGAUGCACGCAGUUAUUCGCGAGAUAGUCUUGUAUAUGGUGUAUUUGUUCCUGCUUAUGAUGUGUGCAUAUGGCAAUCAAGACCCAGUGUAUUACCAUCUUAAGAAUUCCUGUGAAAAUACGUUCGUCAGAAGCAACUAUCCAGAAGAUCUGAAAUUUUCAAUGGAAAAGGUUGUAGACAGAAAAUCAUUUUGGGUGUGGACUGAUAAGAUUCUACUCCCAGCUCUUUACGAAAGACAGUGGUACAACGGCCAGAUAGACCCUGGAAAAUUCGUGGCAGAUCGGCAAAACUUCUUGGUCGGUACAGCACGUCUUCGCCAAGUCAGAAUCAAGCCGGGUAUGUGGAUAGUCAUUUCCUGUGACUGA
Messenger RNA from Lingula anatina, 9186 nucleotides. RefSeq names its product polycystin-1-like. Gene Ontology annotation, biological process: detection of mechanical stimulus. Gene Ontology annotation, molecular function: calcium ion binding; calcium channel activity; protein binding. Lineage: Eukaryota; Metazoa; Brachiopoda; Lingulata; Lingulida; Lingulidae. The record is from RefSeq and is a predicted model, not a curated record. Gene Ontology annotation, cellular component: membrane.